AUGAUCGCAUCCCCGCUGAACCGAUCCUCAAGCGCCGCCUUAUGCGUUGCGGCUGCCGACUCGCGCCUCGCUUCGUUACUCCCCACCGCCGCAGCAGCCGGUGUCGCGCGCAUCGUCGUGCGGUUCGGCCCGUGGUCCGACGCGGCGCUUGUGUCCGCCGAGACGCUAGCGCGCCGACGGAAGCGGCUGCUGCGCCUACAGCAGGAGUUGCGCGCAGCCGUCCCCCCAUCAGACUCCGCGGCUUCCUCUCCGUCACCAGCUUCCGCGGCUCUUCCUCCCCUACUACUAUCCACCGCUGAAUCAGAAAUGGAGUGCGGAGAUUCGGGCAGCAUACGGAGUCAUGAUGAGUCAGACGCAACUAGCGGCAGCGGUACUACUUCCGGACAUGUAGACGGAGUUUUUAAUAGCACUGGCUGUGAUAGGCAAGAAAUGAGCAGCCGUGCUAGCGGGGGGCAAGAGAACGGGGCGAGGGGGAAGGACUUCGAGUCGGAACUAGGAUGGCAAAUCGCCCGAGCAACGCCAGCAGUGAUAAUAAUGGCAGACGCAGCAGAUGCAUGGCAUAGGAUGGUUUUUGAGAGCUCUCAAGAAUCAGCAGACGCGUGGCAGGGGAUGCUGGGAACGAUGAGCAGGCGGAACGUCGCGGGGCGGGUGGUGCUGGAGCCGAUACCAGAAGCCGACACCAUGCAGGUGUCCGUGAUUGCAAAUAAGGGGGCUCAAGCAGAACUGCAGCCAAAGAGUGCGGAAGCCGACACCAUGCACACCAUGCAGGAGUCCGUGAUUGUAAAGGGGGGGAGUCAAGGCGUGUGGCAGCCGGGUAGUAGGGCCGUCGGGCUGGCUAUGAGAGCAGGGAUCGAGCCGCGCAGGGCAGGAAGUGAAGCAGAGGGAGGAGAGUCUAAGCUGACAGGGAGUUUUGUACGAUUGAUGUGUUCCGAGGCACGGCUUGUCUCAGGAGAGCCUAGAGCUGCUGGGCCUAGCACACCUGAACCGCCUUUUAAUCAUGCAAACGUUGUCAGUGCCGAGCCGAAUGCUGACGAGCCUAUCGCUGCCGAAUCCAUCGCCCCCGAGCCUACAGAGACUACUGCUCCUGAGCAUAUCACUGCAGAACCUAUUGCAACAUGUCCUGUUGCGGCUGCGCCUCUCGCUGGCAAGCCUAUUACUGCAGAGCCCACCACUGCCGAGCCUAAUGUUGCCGAGCCUACCUCUGCUGAGAAGCAGAGUGGGGUAAGUAUAGCGAGGUUGGAGAAAAUAUACAACCGCGAGCGAAAUCGAGGAAGUCAACCUCUGUAG
Closterium sp. Naga37s-1 is the source of this 1287-nucleotide messenger RNA. Lineage: Eukaryota; Viridiplantae; Streptophyta; Zygnematophyceae; Desmidiales; Closteriaceae. The record is from the annotation of a GenBank genome assembly.